CAGCCGGAUGUGAGGUGGCUCCCAAGUAGCAAGCCAAAGAUAAACACGUAGCCACUCGAACAAGGGAGAGCUAAAUAAAUAUUUCAGAGAGGCUGCUGCGAAACCGUCGAAAUGGAGUAGUUGGAAAUUUUAUAGAUAUUUUUUGUAGUCAAGAAGACAUCCGUCAAAUCAAGAAAGGAGCAAGUCUUCCGCAGACAACGAGUCGUAUCUGUAGCUGAACCCAAAAUGGUUCGAGCAGCUUUGGUGACUGCCACCAGUCUGGCACUGACUGGGGCUGUGGUGGCCCAUGCUUACUUCCUCAAACACCAGUUCUACCCAACGGUUGUCUAUCUCACCAAGAGUAGCCCCAGCAUGGCGGUUUUGUACAUUCAGGCUUUUGUGCUGGUGUUUUUGUUGGGAAAAUUCAUGAGGAAAGUCUUUUUUGGGCAACUAAGGGCUGCAGAGAUGGAGCACCUCAUUGAGCGCUCCUGGUACGCGGUGACCGAGACGUGCCUGGCAUUCACUGUGUUCAGGGAUGACUUCUCCCCUCGCUUCGUUGCCCUCUUCACCCUCCUGCUCUUCCUUAAGUGCUUCCACUGGCUGGCAGAGGACCGUGUGGACUUUAUGGAACGGAGUCCAAACAUAUCCUGGGUUUUUCACUUCAGAGUAUUAUCUCUCAUGGGACUGCUGGGUGUCCUGGACUUUCUGUUUGUCAACCAUGCCUGUCACAGCAUCAUUACCCGAGGUGCCUCCGUCCAGCUUGUCUUUGGAUUCGAGUAUGCCAUCCUGUUGACCAUGGUUCUGACAACGUUCAUCAAAUAUGUCUUGCACACCAUCGACCUGCAGAGUGAAAACCCUUGGGACAAUAAGGCAGUGUACAUGCUCUACACUGAGCUCUUCACAGGUUUCAUCAAAGUGCUGCUGUAUAUUGCCUUCAUGACCAUCAUGAUCAAGGUCCACACCUUCCCCCUGUUUGCCAUCCGCCCCAUGUAUCUGGCUAUGAGGCAGUUUAAGAAAGCUGUAACAGAUGCUAUAAUGUCUCGGAGAGCCAUUCGCAACAUGAAUACACUCUAUCCUGAUGCUACUCCUGAAGAUCUGCAGGCUUCAGAUAAUGUCUGCAUCAUCUGUCGGGAGGAAAUGGUCACAGGAGCCAAGAAACUGCCUUGUAAUCACAUUUUCCACUCCAGCUGUCUGCGCUCCUGGUUUCAGAGACAGCAGACUUGUCCUACCUGUCGCAUGGACGUCCUCCGAGCAUCUAAUAACAACCAGACUCCAGCUCCAGCACAGGCCCCGGCCCCUGCACCGGCAGCCCCUGCCAAUGCCCCUCCAGCCCCACCUGCUAAUGUGGCUCCCGGCAUGUUGCCAGCUUUUCCUCCUGGCAUCUUUCCCUUUUGGGGUCCCUUCCCUGCAGUGCCACCACCACCUCCUCCUCCUGCUGCUGCAGCUGCAACUCCUGGUGCUGCUGAAGCUUCACAGAGCAACACAGAGGCUGCACAGGCAGCAGGCACCAGCCAGACAACCUCAUCUACUACAGAGACUACAGCAGCAGCUGCAUCAGGAUCUGCAAUGCCAGGCUUCCCCUUCUCCUUCCCACCUCCUCCCUUCCCUACUGCACCGUGGCUGCCCAUGCCGCCUCCUCCUCCCUUUGUGUCGUCUAUGCCUCCGCCUCCUCCAUCUCUCUCUCGACUGUCUGAGGAGGAGCUGAGGGAGCUGGAGGCUGAAGGUCGGCGUGGGCUUGAAGCCAGACUCCAGUGUCUUCAAAACAUUCACACGCUGCUGGACGCCGCCAUGCUUAACAUCCACCACUACCUGAGCACUGUCGCCACACUCGCUCCUCCUCGUACUGAGGGCAGCGCUGGAGAAGCCAGUGGGACAAACCACACUGCACCCUCCCCUGCAGCUGGCACUAGCACAGAGGUCCCCAGCCAGGAGAAUGUCUCAUCCAGCUCUGAUCAAAUGAAUGGAACCACGGUUCCCCCUCAUUCUGCUGACUCCACUACUUUUGAGUCAGAAAGAAGAGAAAAGGACGAUGAAGAAGUGGUGGAGGACGAAGAUGGGGAGCCAAGCGCUGCUGAGCUGAGGCGUCGUCGCCUACGUAAGCUGGAAACUGCAACAUCGUCAUCACUACCCCCUCCAGACAACUGAUUGUGACUUAACUCCUUCUCUGGACUUGAAUAAACUGUUGAUAGAUGGUUGCUUUAGUUCAUCAUUGCCUCUCUCCUUCCGCAAGCUCAGGUUUGUAACUGUCUCAAGUUGGACUCAGGCUGCUGGAGGAUGCAGUGAUUCGCUUAUCUGGACUGUUUGUGUUAGAAAGCAAUAGCAUGUCUGUUUUUUUGUUUUUUUUGUCCACCACCCACCCCCUUUUUUUCUCCUGAUUGACACAUGCAGGUUUCUCAGUUCUAUCCCAGACUUGAAGGACUAUUUAAGUGUACCUGUUGGCGUCUCUGAUUUUAGGUUUAAUUCAGCUUUCUUCAGUACGAAGGUGUUUGAUUCACCAUGUGAACAUGUUACGCAGCACCCAGAUCAGUGCCAGAGGAAAGUAGAUCAACUGCGAUUUCUUCUUUUCCUCUCACAAAUCAUUCCUGCGUUUUCUUGUUUCUUCAACUGUUGCCACUGCACAACGCUGUAACAUAUUGAAUAAUUUCAACAUGUACAUACUGUAUAAAGAGUUUUAAUAGGAUGUUCUGUACAUAACGCAGAAUAAAGUGUUUGACUGAGACUACA
Molecule: messenger RNA, 2703 nt
Organism: Betta splendens (Siamese fighting fish)
Lineage: Eukaryota; Metazoa; Chordata; Actinopteri; Anabantiformes; Osphronemidae
Gene: syvn1
Product: synovial apoptosis inhibitor 1, synoviolin
Exons: 16
Coding region: 226-2124 (632 amino acids)
Cellular component (GO): cytoplasm
Source: RefSeq, a predicted model, not a curated record